Pestalotiopsis fici W106-1 is the source of this 1467-nucleotide messenger RNA. RefSeq lists its product as uncharacterized. Gene Ontology annotation, biological process: transmembrane transport. The record is from RefSeq and is a predicted model, not a curated record. The coding region runs from base 1 to 1467 and encodes 488 amino acids. Lineage: Eukaryota; Fungi; Ascomycota; Sordariomycetes; Amphisphaeriales; Sporocadaceae. Gene Ontology annotation, molecular function: transmembrane transporter activity. Gene Ontology annotation, cellular component: membrane. The transcript has 8 exons.
AUGGCUUCCGUGCAAGUGAUCAACGAUGGAAAGGGUAAAACCGCGGUAGCAACAACACCCAACGCCGAUGAUUACGAUGCUCCAGAAUUUGAUCCUGAAAACACAGCUCGUGAAAGCUCGUGGUGGAAAGGGGGUCAUGAUUCGGACGAAAAGAAACUGCUAUUCAAGCUGGAUUUCUUUAUCCUGAGCUGGGCUUGUUUUGGCUAUUUCUUGAGACUUCUCGAUACCACAAACAUGACAAAUGCUUAUGUAUCUGGCAUGAAGGAGGCAAGAAACGAAUACAACCUCUUCUCCACGUUUUGGACAGUCGGAUACACGAUUGGCAUGAUUCCUAGCCAAGUCAUCACUUCAUAUGUUCGCCCGUCAGUAUGGAUACCCAUAUGCGAGGUUAUCUGGGCCAUCUUGACGUUCUGUUUUGCCGCUGUGCGCAAUGCCAAGACCAUCUACGCGAUGCGCUUCCUGAUUGGAUUGGCGGAGGCGCCGUUCUACAUUGGGGUCAUGACACUUCUUGGAAAUUGGUACACGCCCAAGGGCAAGUUAUCUACCCUUUUAAGGCUUGCUACUAGGGCUGGUAUUUUCUACUCGGCCUCUUUUGCAGCCAAUAUGUUUUCCGGCUACCUUCAAGCCGGUGUCUACACCGGUCUAAAUGGGCAUCAUGGCCUCGCAGGCUGGAGAUGGCUCUUCAUCAUGUGUGGAGUCAUCAAUGUGCCCGGAGCCCUUUGGGGUUUCGUGGCUGUCCCUGACAGUCCGUACAAUACUCGCGUAUUCUAUCUCAGUGAGAAGCAGAUCGAACUCGCAAAGGCGCGGAUGGAGCGGCUCGAACGGAAGCCUUUCAACGGUAUUACCCUCCAGACCUUCCGAAAGAUGUUGUCUAGCCCGUUUGUUUGGGUUUUCGUCAUCAAUUACAUUUUCUUCUGCCUCGACACUUACGCACUGUCUUUCUUUGCUAUAUACCUCAAAUCGUUAGGGACGUACACUGUUCAGCAGGUCAACGUAAUCCCGACAGCCGCCUACGCUGUCGGUCUGGUUGGCACAAUUAUCUGGGGUGUUCUCUCGGACCGUCUUCAUACGCGCAUAGUGAUCGCAGUAGCCAUCACGGCUGUCAAUGUGGUCUCGAACGCAGUGCUAGCUGCAUCCGUAUCCAAAGCCAGCAUCUUCUUUGGCUACAUGAUCAAUGCAGCGACAUAUGCAUAUGGCCCAGUUAUUAUUUCAUAUCUGAAUGAAGUAUUCUCAUCCUCAGCUGACGAACGUGCUCUGAUCUUGGGUAUUGCUCAAGCGAUUGGCGCUGCCUUUAAUGCAUGGGUUCCUUUGUUCAUUUUCAACACUGGCACGCAAGCACCUCUGUUUAAAAUUGGAUUCACGACAGCUUCUGCUUGUGCUGCAGCACAAGGCGUCGGAGUUUUGCUACUUGGAAAAUUCGGCAAGACAAUCGAGGAUAAACGGCGCCAUGUUGAAACCGAGUCAUAA